AUGCUGCCGCCUGGGCGCAACGGCACCGCGCGCCCCCCGUGGUCCGGGCUGCGGGCGCAGGAGGGCGCCGUGGGGGAUGCGGGGCCGGCGCAGGUGCUCACCGCUGGCCUCCUGACGCUGCUCAUCGUGUGGACCCUGCUGGGCAACGUGCUGGUGUGCACGGCCAUCGUGCGCAGCCGCCACCUGCGCGCCAAGACGACCAACGUCUUCAUCGUGUCCCUGGCCUUGUCCGACCUCUUCGUGGCGCUGCUCGUCAUGCCCUGGAAGGCGGUGGCCGAGGUGGCCGGCUACUGGCCCUUCGGGGCGUUCUGCGACAUCUGGGUGGCCUUUGACAUCAUGUGUUCUACCGCCUCCAUUCUGAACCUGUGCGUCAUCAGCGUGGACCGCUACUGGGCCAUCUCCAGGCCCUUCGGCUACGAGCGCGAGAUGACCCAGCGCUUGGCCUUGGUCAUGGUGGGCCUGGCCUGGACCCUGUCCGUCCUCAUCUCCUUCAUUCCCGUCCAGCUGAACUGGCACCGGGACGCGGCGGGCCCCGAGGGUGGGGUGGGCCUUCCCUCCGACCCGGCCAACCGGACGGCCUGGGAGGGCCCCAGGGAGCCCGCGGCGAGGGCAGCGAACUGUGACUCCAGCCUGAACCGGGCGUACGCCAUCUCCUCCUCGCUCAUCAGCUUCUACAUCCCCGUGGCCAUCAUGAUCGUGACCUACACGCGCAUCUACCGCAUCGCGCAGGUGCAGAUCCGCAGGAUCUCUUCCCUGGAGAGGGCCGCCCAGCACGCGCAGGGCUGCCGGAGCCGCGUGGGCAGCGAGCCCGACGCCAGCCUGCGCGCGUCCAUGAGGAAGGAGACCAAAGUCCUCAAGACGCUGUCGGUGAUCAUGGGCGUCUUCGUGUGCUGCUGGCUGCCUUUCUUCGUCCUUAAUUGCAUGGUUCCAUUCUGCCACGGAGCCCCCGAGGACCCGAAGCCCGGCUUCCCCUGCGUCAGCGAGACCACUUUUGACGUCUUUGUCUGGUUCGGCUGGACCAAUUCCUCGCUCAACCCCAUCAUCUACGCCUUCAACGCUGACUUCCGGAAGGUGUUUGCCCAGCUGCUGGGGUGCAGCCACCUCUGCUGGCGCACCCGUGUGGAGACCGUGAACAUCAGCAACGAGCUCAUCUCCUACCACCAGGACACCGUCUUCCACAAGGAGGUCGCGGCCGCCUAUGUCCACGUGAUCCCCAAUGCGGUGGCCCCCGGGGACAGGGAGCUGGAGGACGAGGAGGACCCUUUUCAUCGAAUGUCCCAGCUCUGCCAGGCGUCCCCAGACGGCGACCCUGCGGCUGACUCUGUGUGGGAGCUGGACUGCGACGGGGAGGUUUCCUUAGACAAAAUAACGCCGCUAACCCCAAACGGAGUUCAUUAAAUCUCAUAAGCCCUUGUGGAUCUGCGUAAGCUCGUAGACAUGUACAACCACACACACCCUCACAGACGCACGCACACACACACACACACACACACACACACACACACACACACACACACACACACACACACUUCCAGCGCCUCGCAGCCUACCGGUGUUUCUGCUUCUCCGUGAAGUGGCUCGUGUGCUGGAGUCCGAACGCUCCCUGACCCUUCCUAGGUGAAAGAAUCGGCAGAGGCAUUAGAAUCAACUCACAAACACACAGCCCACUCGGCCUAGCAGAGACGGCCAGGUAGAGCAGAGAGGGCGGUGCUGGCCCUAAAAAUACUCAGUCACUUCCCCUUUCGGACAGACGGCUGGUUCAGUGACUCAUUUGCAUUUGGGUUGAUUUUUCAACAGCAGGUUCAGCGCCUGCCUGUGAAGGAUGAGAGAGUACGUGCUCUCUCUUGCUACAUGGUCCUGCGCUCUGCAGUUUCUGCUCUUCCUAGCUGAGGAAUCCUUCCCGAGGGGGUCUGGUGUCAGGUUAACAUAGCUUAUGCAGAUGGUGGGGCGAUUGUCUUUGCUUUGCCGGGUGGGUUUCCGAGAUCACUCCCGGAGAGAACAUGAGUGCAGGCUCUAAAGCAGGGAUGAUGUUCCUUUAUUUUCUUUUCAGGCAGUUUGGCCUUAAAGGAACACACAAGGGCUUGAAAAGCUUCCGUUUUCUUUGAUUUCCUUUUGUUAGAUCCAUACAUCUCCAGGGUGUAUGGAAAGCUAGUUUUAUGGUCUCGCCUGGCAAUAUGGACUGCUCCAGCCUGGAGUUCUUCUUUUUUCUCUCUUGGAAACUUCUUUUUUAAGAUAAUGUAAGACGUUCUUCAGACUCGUAGGCAGAUGAUGUCUGUUCACUGAAGAAAUUAUCUACAGUAACAGAAUGAUCUUUCCCCAGCUCAAAUCUAGAAUGUUGUGACCUGGCUUUUGUUACUGUGUUUUCUGAAGAGCUUUGACAUGUGUGAGUCAAUAAGCUUAUAAAAUGCAAUCCUAUUAUCAAAUAGGCAUUUUUAGUUGCACACAAUAGCAAAUAGGGAAGAGCAUUUUAAUUGAAAUGUAGAAGUCAGAAAUGACAUUUGGAUGAACUAACAAAUGGAAAAUCUGUAGGUGGAGUUGCUCAACAAAAGAUCCCCACAAACUCCAAUCUGUUUUCCCUCUCAGCGAUGAGCCUGGUGUAGUGUACUUUAUCCCAAAUGAUUUCAGUUGAGAACAUAGUACCAUGAGAAUUACGUGCAAAACCUAUUAAUGGAAGCAAAUGAAAUGUGAAUCUGCAAUUUCUUAUACAUCUUUGCUCUCUGAAAAUGUCAUAUCAAGGACAGUUCAAUCAAUUGUCAUCUCUUUAGGGAUAAUUUUAUUGUCAGUCUUCUGUACAACUCUGUCUUGUUCACUGUAAAUGUGUAAUG
Heterocephalus glaber (naked mole-rat) is the source of this 2825-nucleotide messenger RNA. It is a transcript of the gene Drd5, whose product is annotated as dopamine receptor D5. Gene Ontology annotation, biological process: adenylate cyclase-activating adrenergic receptor signaling pathway; G protein-coupled dopamine receptor signaling pathway; positive regulation of MAPK cascade. The record is from RefSeq and is a predicted model, not a curated record. Lineage: Eukaryota; Metazoa; Chordata; Mammalia; Rodentia; Bathyergidae. Gene Ontology annotation, molecular function: dopamine neurotransmitter receptor activity, coupled via Gs; G protein-coupled receptor activity. Gene Ontology annotation, cellular component: plasma membrane.